Molecule: messenger RNA, 417 nt
Organism: Symbiodinium natans
Lineage: Eukaryota; Dinophyceae; Suessiales; Symbiodiniaceae
Source: the annotation of a GenBank genome assembly
AUGCAAACCUUGUUGCGCCGCCCACUGGACACGACUUUCCUCACGGACGGAGGUGCGGCUGGAGCGACUGCGCCAAAUGCAGCUGGGCCUCCGAAUGAGAUGGCCGAGGCCGCAUCGCAAUGGGCCCGGCACGCCGCAUUCACAGCAUCCAGAGCAGCGCAGGCAGCACAGUACGCGUCACAGCAGGCCCAAAUGGCCACGAACUCUGCCCAAAACGCGGUUGCACAAGUAAGCUACUUGAUGAACAACCCGGAUUUACGUUCCACAGCGGCGGCAGGUCUAGAUGGCAUUCUUUCAGACGGAGUGUGCGGCUCUCCUGUGCUGCUUAGCGCGUACCUGUUCAGCCAGCAGGAGAAGCGGCCCUUGAGCCGAAGGCAGGACAGUCGAGGACUGUCGAGGCUGGACAGCUUCAUGUGA